Molecule: messenger RNA, 465 nt
Organism: Psylliodes chrysocephalus
Lineage: Eukaryota; Metazoa; Arthropoda; Insecta; Coleoptera; Chrysomelidae
Source: the annotation of a GenBank genome assembly
AUGCACGAUGAGAAAUACUUCACAUUUGCUAAUCCGGAAUUUCCUGGCAAUAGUGAAUUCUAUACAGAUAAUUUUAAUGACUGUCCUGAUAAUGUGAAAUUUAAAGCGAAGGCAAAGUUUGAGGAAAAAUUCAUGGUGUGGUAUGAAAUUUCAGAAGCAGGCGUUUCUAGACCGUAUGUGGGUCAUGUUCGAGGUCAGGCGGUUGAUGAUAAUAUUUAUACACAAAAUUGUCUUCCAAAAUUACUGGAUUUUAUUAAUUUAUAUCAUGCUAACGACGAAAUAAUGUGUUGGCCUGACCUAGCUUCAUGUCACUAUGUCCACGCAACAAGACAGUGGUUAGAGGUAAACCACAUACCAUUUGUGCCCCGUGAAGACAACCCUCCUAACGUACCCCAGGCUGCACCGAUCGAAACUUUUUGGGCAUUACUUACAAUGGAUGGGAAGCCCAAAAUCAGGAGCAAUUGA